Messenger RNA from Jatropha curcas, 1893 nucleotides. Lineage: Eukaryota; Viridiplantae; Streptophyta; Magnoliopsida; Malpighiales; Euphorbiaceae. The record is from RefSeq and is a predicted model, not a curated record.
GUCUAUUCUAAAGACUAGACUACACCCAAUAAAUACAAAGGCCACCCACUAAUACUCCUCUUUCGUGGUAAAUGGAGAGAGAGAGAGAGAGAGAGAGAGAGCCAGCCUCCCUUGACCCUCCCUAGGCGGUGGGUUGUACAAAAGUGGGAUGGAGGAUGACAUCAUCAUUUAUACCCAUGAUGGCUAAAGUCAGAAACAAAAAGUGGACCCCUUUUGUCCCCAAAGGGUGGUUGUGCGCUACCCAUCCCCUAGCGCACGUUAGCUUUCCCCCACCCCCACACCUAAACGGUGGCCUCAUCCUUCUAGAUCUCAAAAUCAGCCGCACACCCCUCCCACCCCCACCCACCCCACCCCCUUUUACACAACCCCCAAUCAAUUCAAUAUGUCACCAAACCCCACUUUCCCCCACCACAACCCUAUCCCUAUUGCCUUCUCUUUCUUUUCCUCCUCCUCCUCCUCCUCCUCCACCGCCACCAUUAUCCUUCCUUCGCCGCCUCCUUACCAUUUCUACUCUUCAAUUUUCACCAACGCUGUUUCCUUCAUCCUAGAUCGUACCCAUGUCCGCGACUGCUGCUGGAUCUCCGUCCCACCAGGAUUCUACUCUCCUCCCAUCCAAUCCGAUACCGGCGCUUCCAGCGCCACCGCAGCCCUCUACCAACCCGCGCCGUCUCCCUCCGCCGUGUUGGUCCCACGACGAGACCGUCGCCCUGAUCGAUGCUUACCGCGACAAAUGGUAUACCCUCCGCCGUGGAAACCUCAAGGCUAACCAUUGGCAAGAAGUCGCGGAUGCCGUGGCUCGUCGAUGCCCGACGGCAUCCCCGCCAAAGACCGCUGUGCAGUGCCGUCAUAAGAUGGAGAAACUCCGCAAACGCUACCGCACUGAGAUCCAGCGGGCUCGAUCCAUGCCUGUUUCAAGAUUCUCUUCUUCUUGGGUCCAUUUUAAGCGUAUGGAUGCCAUGGAAAAAGGCCCACAGGCUAAAGCGGAUUUUAAUUCGGAAAGCGAUGGGGAAGAUAAUGAGGAAGAGAACGAGGAGGAUGAUGAUAAUCAAGGUUUCUAUAUGGAAAAUCACAGGAACGGAAAUACAAUUAUGAAUACAAGGAGCAUUCAUAAGCUUUACCGUAAUGGAAUUGGGGGAAGUACUCCCAGUAAUGUGAGCGGAAGCGGUUCUGGUGGGAGUGCUGGCAGUGGUUUUAGAAUUAGAAUACCUACCGAAGUGAGUAUAGCUCAACCAGGACCCAAGUUUUAUGCCAAAGUUGAUCAGAAGUACACUGGAAACCCUAAUUUGAGUUCUAACUCGAAUUCUAAGCCUAAUUUUGGAGUUGGGACUGGGUCUGGAUCCGGGUUGGGGAGUAGUAGGGUUUUGAGGGGUUCAGAUGAAAUUGGGAAGAAGAGGGAGAGAGAACCGAUGGAGGAGAUGGUGGCGGCAGUCAAGGUGUUAGGAGAUGGUUUUGUGAGAAUGGAGCAGAUGAAGAUGGAAAUGGCAAGGGAGAUAGAGACCAUGAGAAUGGAGAUGGAAAUGAAACGCACGGAGAUGAUUCUGGAGUCGCAGCAGCGUAUUGUAGAGGCUUUUGCAAAGGCUUUCUCGGAGAAGAAGAAGAAGCCCAAGAGAAUACCUUCACCGGAGUCAUAGUUUGUCAUCUAGUGGUGAAGGAUUAACAGGACGGCCUGCAUUAUUAUUAAAUAUAGUAUAUUUUUUUAAAUUUGUUUAUGUUCAGUUGGUCAUCCAGUUAUGGCUUUUGUCUGUGAUUAAUUUAAUUUUUGAGUAAUUAGGAAGAUGUGAAACUCGAUUAGCUUUAGCCUAAUUUUUGCAAGAAUGUAGCUUUUUGUUUUGCUGAAAGACUUUUGUAAUCUGAAUUUUUUUAAGGAACAGAAUUAAAGUUUGUCAUCAGACA